Messenger RNA from Marchantia polymorpha subsp. ruderalis, 1704 nucleotides. NCBI's taxonomy places the organism in Eukaryota, Viridiplantae, Streptophyta, Marchantiopsida, Marchantiales, Marchantiaceae. The record is from the annotation of a GenBank genome assembly.
GCCGGCAUGCAGUAAAGAUUCGAAAGAGAAGGUGCAAGAACACAGAGAGGCCACUAAUGCUCUUGUUCUCUCUCUCUCUUUCUUUCUGCGCGUAUGGACACGCCAAAGCAAAGGUCUCGGUAUAAAGAACCGGGGCUUUCAAUUAAUGCAAGCGGAAGGAAGGGAGGAAGGGAGGAAGGGAGACUGGGUGCUUCAGUAAAUGGAUAAGAGGUAUUUACGGCCGGAAAGUGCUAAACCCUCGCUUCUGCAAAAGCUCACACUUCGCCGAGAAUAGACGCGGGAGGGUUGAGGAUGAAGUAUGUCUAAGGCCGUGGGCAGCUCGACCACAGCCUCGAUGGUCCGGUGAAACUCUCGGUUUUUCACCGAGGACGUGUGAAAAACUUGGGCGCAGAGGUCUGCUCUUCGGUAGCAGUGAUCCCAAAUCUCCCUCCGCUGCUUCAGCUGCAACGAAGUCCGUCAUGCGUGGCUUGGAAAGAUGAGAAUUGUUGUGUCGGUGCUCAUCUUGCGAAUAGUGUGAACUACGUCAGUCGCUGAAUUUGCUAACGCUGUGGACCCGGUAAAGGAGGCUGCGUUUGUCAGGCUGCGGACAACCGGUUCGCAAAAAAGCGAUCGUUUCAGAAUUCCUCGCAGGUCACAUCCAUGGCCACACCUGGGAAGCUCCGAGAGCUCACUUCGAGCCCAUCUCAGCAGAUUGGUGGUGGAAUACGCAUUCGACCAGCAGCUUUUGAAUGUUGUAGACUCUUGAGCAACAGGUGGGGAGGUCCCCAGAAGAAAUGGUCGUGGUCGUGUAAGAUAGAACAAGAUGCAGGGAAUGCAAUUCGCAACUUUCGCCAGGGGACGAGAACCUUUAGCCUUGAGCGUUCGUUCAAACGAGCAGCUCUUCCUUUAGACAGAGCCAGUAUUGAGGGCGAAACUGAUACAGAGAAACAAGAGGACGAGGAACCUUGGCUGGGGGCCGUCGUGUUCAAGCGAAGUUCUACUCAAACUCACUACGAGUUCCAGACGUCGCUUGAGCGAUUAGGGCUGGCUGUGCUCUCAUCAGAUGCGUCCAGCUCACUUGCAAAUUCUAUUGGAAUAGUUUCCAAAACUCCUGCAUCUGGAGCGGGCCAGGAUAACGUAACCCCGGUUGGCAUCUCUAUCGAUGUGAGCAGGGAAGGGAGAGACUUGAGAUUGGAUGGACUAGUGCGCACGGCGAUCACUCUUUGCUGCAACAGGUGUCUGUGUCCAGUCGUGGAGAGAGUUUUUGCUGAUUUCAGCUUGCUGUUGACUGAAAAAGAGGUGAAGGAACCCACUCAACAACGAAUCGGUGUUGUAAUUGGGGAUAAUCCGUAUCAUGCUCCAGAUGAUGACGGCGAUGGCCUGGACCUCGACUUAGAUGAUAAGCUUCAAUUUCCCCGUGACCAUAAGGAAAUGGAUCUUUCCAAGUACUUAAGGGACACCGUUCACCUAGAAAUUCCUUCUAAGUCUCUAUGCUCUGCUGAUUGCUCUGGUCUUUGUCUUAGCUGUGGGGUAAAUUUAAACCAAAGCACAUGCAAGUGUGUCGACGUCAAAGUGAAGCCGUCUUGGGGACCACUAGAACAGUUGAAACGCCAGUUAGAAGAAGAAGAAAAAGAAGGUGAUGACGAUAUUUUGGAAUUAUAAUAAGUAAAGUUUCUCCGUCUUGACCAGUUCUUUUUCUGGGCUGUAUGGAGAUCGAUCGCUAUU